AUGGAGAGCCUGCUGGGCUUCUUCUUAUCAGCUCAGCGCCUUGCUGAAGGGCAUGGCCAACAGCUCUCCACCUGCCGACUUUCUCCUGGACGUGGUUUCGGGAUGGAUGCAAAGCUGCUCACAGCAUCGAUCAGCCAGUGUGGUAAAAGCAUGCACUGGAGGAAGGCACUUCUAUUGCUGCACGAGAAUGCGCAACAGCAACAGGCCAACAUCAUAACCUACAGCGCUGCCAUCCAUGCUUGUGUCCAGGGCACCGAAUGGCGGUGGUCAUUGCAACUGCUGGAGGAUCUGGGCGCGAGGCUUAUUCACGCGAACGAGAUCGCGUACAACUCGGCAAUCACAUCUUGCUCACUUGCCGGUGACUGGCAACGUGCUCAAUGGUUGCUUGAGGACUGUGACUCGAGAGACUUGCAACCAAACGUGAUAACCUACAGCUCAGCUAUCAGCGCGCAUAAAGCAAGCGGAAACUGGGAGUUGGCCUUGUCUUUACUUUGCGACAUGCGUGAGUUGGUCAUCCAAGCAAACCAUAUCACGUACAAUGCGGUCAUCAGCACAGCCGAGAGCGGAGGCUAUUGGCAAGUUGCCGUGUGCCUGCUGCACCAGAUGGAAGUGUGCCAAGUUCAGGCAUCUGCAGUCACUUACACCUCUGUGAUCAGCGCUUGCAAGGGUGAGGGAAAGUGGCAACUCGCGUGGAGCCUGUUGGACGACUUACAAGAUGUGGAUGUGCAAGCUUCUGUCAUCUUGUUCAAUGCCGCCAUCUGUACAUGCGAGCAUGUUGCAAAUUGGCAACAAGCUUUGCUUGUUCUGCAGACUCUCCCCAGCCGGCAAGUGCUGCCAGACGUCAUCACAUUCAAUGCCGUGAUCAGCGUCCUGUCAUCCGCCCGAGAGUGGCAGCGGGCGGAGCAGCUGCUCGUAGAGCUUCCCGCGUUGUUGAUCCAAGCGAACAUCAUCACAGCAAAUGCCAUCCUUUGUGCCUACGAAGUCGCUGGCGGCUGGGCUCGGGCUCAGUGCCUUCUCCAGGACUUGGAUGCACAAAAGCUGCAAGCAAACAUCGUUUCCUACAACACGGCCAUCAGCGCAUGUGCAUGGGACGGAGAGUGGCAAAAGGCUUUGGGCUUCCUGCGCGAAGUGCUUGCGCGAGAACUUCAUCCUGACGUCUUCACCAUGGUCGCGGCCAUCAGCGCCUGCGACCGGGCUGGGGUGUGGCAGAGGGCUCUUGAACUCUUCAUGCACCUGAACGAGGAGCACUUGGAAGCCAAUGUGUUUGCCUACAAUGCCGCGAUCAGUGCUUGUCAACGCGCAGGUCAGUCCUUGCGGGGGGAGCGACUGCUUCAAGAGAUGCAGCAGAAGGCUGUGCGAGCAAACGUGAUCUCCUACAACUCGGCACUCCGCGCUUACGAGCGGGGAGGCCGCUGGCAGAUGGCGCUGGUGCUUCUUGAGGAGCUCGAGGCAAGGUCCAUGCAGGCUGAUGCUGUAACAUACAACAUCCUCCUGAGCAUCCUCGAGAAAAGUCGUCAGUGGCAGAAAGCCAAGUGGCUACUCCGGGAGCUCCAUGGUCGUCGGGUCGAGCGCAGCUUGGUUGCCUACAACUCAGCAAUCAGUGCAUGCGAGAAGGGUGGUAAGUGGCAGCAGGCGCACCAGCUUCUGCUGGAACUGUGUAGUGAGGUACAGCCAGACGUGAUAUCAUACAAUGCAGCCAUUGGCGCUUGUGAGAGGCAAGGGGCGUGGCAGCAUGCACAAUCUUUGCUGCGUGAACUGGGCCAGAAGGACAUCAAGCCAAACCUGAUUAGCUACAGCUCCUCAAUCAGUGCUUGUGAAAGAGACUAG
Messenger RNA from Symbiodinium natans, 1827 nucleotides. NCBI's taxonomy places the organism in Eukaryota, Dinophyceae, Suessiales, Symbiodiniaceae. The record is from the annotation of a GenBank genome assembly.